Molecule: messenger RNA, 910 nt
Organism: Bombus terrestris (buff-tailed bumblebee)
Lineage: Eukaryota; Metazoa; Arthropoda; Insecta; Hymenoptera; Apidae
Product: 5-hydroxytryptamine receptor 1
Exons: 1
Coding region: 73-621 (182 amino acids)
Biological process (GO): adenylate cyclase-activating adrenergic receptor signaling pathway
Cellular component (GO): membrane
Molecular function (GO): G protein-coupled amine receptor activity
Source: RefSeq, a predicted model, not a curated record
UUACAGUCUAGCAGCCGCGCGGUACUAUGUCUCGCCGGUGGUUCUCAGAAGAGCAGCGACUCGCAGAGUCCGAUGCUGCAGAAGGUCGACAAAAGGACUACAUCACCGAUGAUGUCGACCAAAACAAAGAUCGCGAGAAACCACCCGAGCAGUACCUGUGGCGCGACGAAUUCGCCUCAUCAGAAGAAACUGAAGUUCCACUUGGCGAAAGAGAGAAAGGCCAGCGCCACGUUGGGAAUUAUAAUGAGCGCCUUCAUCAUCUGCUGGCUACCAUUUUUCGUAUUGGCUCUGGUCAGACCAUUCCUAGAGAAUCCGAAUUCCGUUCCGCAAUUUUUAUCUAGUUUAUUUCUUUGGCUCGGUUAUUGCAAUAGCUUAUUGAACCCUAUAAUUUACGCGACCUUGAACAAAGACUUCAGAAAACCUUUCCGCCAGAUGCUAAAUUUACGUUUUACUAACCUAAAUCAUGCAAUGAGAGAGGAGUUUUACCAGAGCCAAUACGGAAAUCCUAUUAGCAAUUACGAGACCAAAGCCAGAGAGAUGAAGGACUUUAAGCGGCUCAAAAAAAAAGGUCUCGAGGAGAUCGACAUUACCCCGAGCGGUCCAAAUGAGAGCUUCCUGUAAGCUCGAGGUAAUGUCGAUCCCCAGGUCGAUCGCGGAGCCAUCGAAACGAACCUGAGUUGUCCGCGAUCGACCACUCAUCGUCAAAAGCCCCCCGUCCCAUUAAUAGCCUAUCGAUAUUCUCAGUUUCAUUCGCGGAGCCUAUCGUAUAUUACUUUGCAAGCUGAUAAAUAACUAACUACUUUCGCUUUCCUAAUAACUAGCUACUCGGUGGAUCUGAUAUUCGACACGUUACCAUCCUGCUCGAGGAAAUCAAAAUACUCGAACAGUUUAGUCGUGACGAACAGAAGAU